UUCUCCUUCUAACAAAGCGGAUUUACAACUGUUGUCUCACGCAGUUUUUUCUAAUUUAACGCUAAAUUAGUUAUCCGUGUGUGUGAUAAGAUCUAACAACUUUGAACUAAGAAACUUUUUUUUAAAUUGCUCAUAAGGAGUUUUAAAGUCUAGUGUUUUAAAGUUAUGAUUUCAUCUGUUAGCUAGAGAAUUAGGUCACAAAAGACACCAGAUAAGCGGCAGCAAAAAUUGCAAGAGUACUUUGCUCACUCCUCACAACAAUAACACAGAUCAAAGUUUUUUUUACUUGGAACUGUUUCCAAUAGGCAUUGAUUGUACAUUGUUAUGCCAAUUGCUCACAUAACUACUGCUUACUAAUCAGGUUAGAGCUAUGCCAAGUAACUGAAUUAUAAGUCUGAAGGAUAAUUAAGUACUGUAGUACCUUGUCACUUUGUGGCUGAAUGUUGAUAGAAAAAUACUGUAGUGAAAUUAGGGUGAUCAGUUUGAUGCAAUGGAAGACAUACAUUUAAAUACAAAACCACCAAUGGCGGAGACUCUCAGCCCGCUCUCCCCCAGCACAAACCGCGGGCCCCGUGGGUUCAUGGGCUCGCUUCGCGCGCGGUUCGGUCGCACGCCCGCUCCUAGACCUGCAGGAGAAGGAUAUGUGGAAUUCGGAGAGUUCCGGUCAGAGCGGGCCGGCAUCAAGAAGGUGGGGACCUUCGCCGGGGUCUUCUGCCCCGUCGUGCUGUCCAUGUUCAGUGCUCUGGUCUUCAUCAGAAUGGGGUACCUGGUCGGCAACGCAGGUCUCCUAGUGACCUUGGCCCAGUUUCUACUCGCCUACCUUAUCGUGGUGUUCACCGUGACGUCCAUAUGCGCCAUCUCCACCAACGGCGCCGUGGAGGGGGGAGGGGUCUACUUCAUGAUAAGCCGCACGUUAGGCCCCGAGUUCGGAGGCGCCAUUGGCACACUAUUCUUCUUCGCAAACGUCGUGUCUAGCGCCCUCUGUAUCUCAGCUUGUACUGAGGCGCUGGUGGAGAACUUUGGACCCAACGGAUACCUGAUCUCCGUAAACCAGCCCGCGCUACCGGACGGCGACUGGUACCGGUUCCUGUACCGCUCCAUCCUCAACGCCAUAGGGCUGUGCGUCUCGCUCGCCGGGGCGGCGCUCUUCGCACGCACCAGCCUGGCCAUAUGGCUGACCACGGUCGUGUGCUUGGGGAGUGCUAUGCUGAGCUUCUUUAUAACGGCACCGGGAAAGAUCGAGCGCCCCGAGUCCAACAAACUGUCCAACGUGACCUACUUCAACUACAGCGGUCUGAGCAGCGCCACUCUACUGUCCAACUUGUACCCGAAUUACGGACGGGAUUAUUCCACCACGGACGGAGAGUUUGCUGACUUCGCUUCUGUGUUUGGUGUACUGUUCACUGGGGUCACUGGAGUUAUGGCUGGGGCUAACAUGAGUGGGGAGCUGAAGAACCCGGCCAGCAGCAUCCCGCGCGGCACGCUGGCGGCGCUGCUGUUCACGGCGCUGUCGUACGCCGCGCUGGCCGUGCUGUCGGCCGCCGCCUGCGGCCGCGACCUGCUGCAGAACAACUACGUGUACCUGCUGCCCGUCAACAUCUGGCCGCCGUUCAUUGCCGUCGGUAUGUUAAUGGCGACCUUCUCUGCUGGCCUGUCUAACCUGAUCGGAGCGUCACGGGUACUGGAAGCGCUCGCUAAGGACAAUAUUUAUGGUUUCCUCCUCCGGCCCAUGGCGUCCCACUCCGGGAACCCCGUGCUGGCCGUCGCCGCGUCGUGGCUGCUGGUGCAGGUCGCCAUAGUGACCGGCUCGCUCAACGCUAUAGCCCAGAUCAACUCCGUCUUGUUCAUGACUAGUUACUUCGCUAUUAACUUGGCGUGUUUGGGACUGGAUUUAGCCGGUGCUCCUAACUUCAGGCCGUCGUUCAAGCAGUUCUCGUGGCACACGUGCCUGGCGGGGCUGCUGGGCUGCGCGGGCGUGAUGUUCGCGCUGCGGCCGGCGCACGCGAGCGGCGCGGCGCUGGCGUGCGCCGCGCUCGUGCUGACGCUGCACGCGCUGUCGCCCGCGGCGGCGUCCCCGGCCUGGGGCAGCCUCAGCCAAGCCCUUAUAUUUCAUCAGGUCCGCAAGUACCUGCUGCUGCUGGACCCGCGGCGCGAGCACGUCAAGUUCUGGCGCCCGCAGAUGUUGCUGCUCAUCGCGUCGCCGCGCCAGCAGGCACCGCUCAUCGACUUCGUUAAUGACCAGAAAAAGGGCGGCCUGUUCGUGUUAGGGCACGUCCGGGUGGGCGAGCUGGACGGCAGCGGCGACCCCUUGGCGGAGGAGCACCAGUACUGGCUGCAGCUUAUUGAUCAUCUUAAGGUGAAAGCAUUCGUAGAGCUGUGCCUGGCUCCGUCCGUGCGCAGCGGCGCCGCGCAGCUGGCGCGCCUGGCGGGGCUCGGCGCCAUGAAGCCCGACACCGUGCUGCUGGGCUUCCGCGACCAGGCGCCGCCGAGGGACUUCUUCAGGGAUCCCAACUCCCCCUACAAGACGGAGCAGUUCGACACCGAAACCGGCGACGUGUUCCCCCUCCGCGGCGCUGACUCGAAACUCAGCGCUCAUGAAUACGUGAGGGUCGUCGCUGACGUUCUCAGCGUCAACAAGAACGUCGGGCUGUGCAGGCACUUCCAUAAGCUGGACAUGGCGGCUGUUGAACGGAAGUCAGCCGCGCUGAAAUACAUAGACGUGUGGCUCGUGGAGCCGCUGGCCGCGCACGGCUGCUUCACGGUGCGCGCGCUGUUCGCGCUGCAGCUCAGCGCCGUCGUGCGCUCGGCGCGCGGCUGGCGGCGCCUGGCGCUGCGCGUGUUCGCCAAGCCCGAGCCCGAGCAGGGCGUGCUCGAAGCGGGUAGAACGUUACCAGUAAGCGAAGACGCGUCCCUGGACCCCAGCAUAGCGAACCUGGCGCCGGGCAGGCCUGUGCAGGAGCGCCUGCAGCAUCUCCUGCGACUGCUGCGUAUUAACGCCACGGCGCAUGUGGUAUCGGAGUGGCCGGCGCCGGACGAGACGAGCCGCUGGAUGUCCGACAACUCGGACCACUCCAUCUACCAGAGGGUACCUCUUACUUACCUGCACAAGGUGAACAGUAUAAUCCGGAGCCGCAGCGGCGGCGAGACGGCGGUCACGUUCCUGCAGCUGCCCGCGCCGCCGCGCCUCGGCGACGCCGACCAAACCGUGUGCGGACAAUAUUUGCAGGUUCUAGACGAAUUCACUAAAGAGCUCUCCCCGACGAUACUGGUGAGGGGACUGAAGCCAGUCACCUCCACGGCUCUGUAAAUAUAGGACAUAAGUUUUACAUAUCGAAACGAGAGCUUAGGCAAAUAUCAUUGAUUGCCUUAGAUGUGUUAAAUCUAGGACCAGUGUUGGCUGAACGUUAAUUAGAAUUGACCAUAUUGAAAAGAAACCAUUAUAUAUUGAACCAUAAAUCGUAACGGACGGUUACCGUUUACAGUUCAAUUUGGAAUGGUUAAUUUUCAAUAUGAUCAAUUCUAAAUAACAUUCGGCCAACACUGU
Messenger RNA from Cydia pomonella (codling moth), 3544 nucleotides. RefSeq names its product solute carrier family 12 member 9. Gene Ontology annotation, molecular function: potassium:chloride symporter activity. Lineage: Eukaryota; Metazoa; Arthropoda; Insecta; Lepidoptera; Tortricidae. The record is from RefSeq and is a predicted model, not a curated record. The coding region runs from base 491 to 3307 and encodes 938 amino acids. Gene Ontology annotation, cellular component: membrane. Gene Ontology annotation, biological process: chloride ion homeostasis; potassium ion homeostasis; cell volume homeostasis. The transcript is spliced from 20 exons.